GUGUGUGGGUGGGGGAAAAGAUUGGUAGCGUGUAUGUGUGUGUGAUUUCGGAUUACAUCUGUUUUAAAGUUAGCUAAUAGUUCUAUACACAAAUAUUUGUUAACCAAUCCAUUGAUUAUUUUUUUAUAUUUUUUGUGUGCCUAUUCUGUAUUUAUUUAGCUUUAAUAUCUGAUUGGGACAACAUUUGUUCACUAUUGAUCACAUCGUGUUUUGUUUUGGUUUUUGGUUUGUUCCUUUGUUGUUUUUUUGUUCGCUAACUAGGACGCUAUAAUAGUUGUGACUUUUAGCGCAACUCAAGAUGGGAUUUGUUAGUUUCUCUACCAAGAAGAGUAUUUAUGCCACCAUUGUUUUAGCCUCCUUCAUGAUGACUCUGAUUGUUUUGCGGCACGUAUCAGAGAUGACGCAAGGAAUCCCAUUUCUGAACACAAUGUCGAAGGCUGAGACGCCUGAAGGAAGAGAAGCAAAAAUCAGAACAACGCCUGAUACCAGCUAUGAAGGAGAUAUGACCUGGCCAUCGCUAAAAGACACGUCAAUCACAGUGGAAGAGAUACAGUUAAAAUAUAACAGGUGUCGAACCAUCACAGUUCAAACUAACCCUAAGUGCGCUGAGUUACAUGACCACCCAGAUCUAGCCUGGAAGUCAACUGCCAAGUCGGGAAAUUCCAAGCAGGAAGAUUUCCAACGACUGACUCUGGCAUCAGUCUGCUGUGUAUUCUACUACGAAGAGAUUAUGAAGCCCGCACCGCAGUCAGAACUAUUUCCCUGGGAAAAAUAUUACUUGUCCACGCCUCUGUUGCAGAACAUCAGCGACAUCUCGCAAGCUGCCCAGUCCAGCAUUUCCUUUCUUUCUAGCCCUGGCAGUGACAACACAUUUACUCUGGGGUCAGAGGUCAGAUUCAAGGUGGAGUUGUACAAUGGCCGAAAGGAAAGAAUGACACGGGGUGGAGACAAGGUCGACGUCUGGCUGUCCAGUGACGACGUACUCGCGGCCAUCACAGCGGACGUCACAGACAAUCAGGAUGGUACUUACACAGCCGUCACCAUCUUGCCUUGGAGCGGGACUGUCAAUGUCAAGGCCACUAUCGCCCACCACAAAGAGCUGCUGCGUACUGUGAUGUACCUCCAAAGAGUAUUUAAAUCAACCCAUUGGUUUACUGGGAACUUUAUCUCCUCGGGAGCGGCGGAAGCAACGCUAUGCUCCCCUUUUACGAACCUACCUGGGUACACUGCUGAUCAAGUCUGCAAUUUGACGGAAAUCAAUGGAUUCCCUUGGUAUUGUGGGAAACCAGUAAAAGCAGAAUUCUUAAAUUGUUCGCAUUUUACGUCGGAGGCGAAACUUUUCUAUCCCAGUUACAUGCCCAUGACGGAAGAGGAAGAGUCUUUGCUGACCUUGACCGAAAGGCACAGGCCGUUUCUGAUUCCCAGCAAUCUGUCGAUUAAUGUCUUAGCAGAUCAAGGUCCAAACACAACUUUACCACUACCUGAGCAGUGGUGCCAUGAGCGAGAUCUGCCGUUAACAUUUGAUGACAACAAUUCCUAUGGGUUUUUCUACCACGGACAAUGGCGACCUAUGGCCUGCCAACUCCAAGACGUAAACGCUGAUUCUCUUGCCAAAUGUUUGCAGGAUACAACAGUUAUAUUUGUGGGCGACUCCAACUCUAGGAAACAGAUGGAACUGUUAAGUUCAAUGGUAUCGUGCGUUCACAAAAUUCACAGAGCGUCUGUAAUCUGGCAUGCUCCUCUUCGCUGUGAUAAUAAUCAAACAAAUAUGUCUAUACAGUAUUUCCCUCAUAAUUUUCCCUUCUAUGGGUCACAGAAAGAAGAAGUAAACCCUGAAGUGCUUUAUUCAGAGGCCAGACUGCUCGACUCUCUUCCCAAACAUGGACGAUACGUCGUUCACCUCCACACGUUUCUGCACCUGACUCCCUUUCAUUUCUCAAUCCUAGACCAUCGCCUGCGAGUCACGCGGGAAGCCAUUCAACGUCUGCUGGACAGGAACCCUCACGUGAUCAUCGUCUACCAAUCAGCGCACAGCGCCUACGACAGACGGCCGGGGAACUACCACAAGCUGGGCGUCUUCUUGGUCGAGCUCCAGAGGAGUAUCCUUAGGGGACUUGGAGAUAGGGUGAUGUUUUCAUUCACCUGGCCGAUGACGGUAGCGGUCGCCAACGAUGACGAACAUCCGCCUAUUUCCAACCAAUUUGCAAAAUAUUACCUGGGAUAUAUAUGUGGCCGUUUAAAGUAAUAGGUACACUCUAAAUGGCAUAUGUAAAUACAGUAAUUAAAAUAUUUUGUAACAUAAUUAAAUUAAAAUAUUUUUUUUUUACAUUAUUUGGCAAGCGUGGUCUAGAGGCUAAGUACGCUUUAUCUUGGCUUGUCUUGGCUACCUAGAAGGGGGCUCGAGGUUCGGACACCCGACUCAGGCAGAGUUGUGUUUACUAAGCGCCUAAAAGCAGCAAGGAAAACUUACUCCCAGAUACCCCCCCCCCAACUGGUCCACACAUGAGAUUGGACCAUAGCUCUCUGAGCAUGCUAUAAGCAUGAAAGUAGCGCUAUAUAAAAGCGAAAAUUAUUAUUAAAAUUAUUAUUAUUAUUAAUUAUGAAAGUGAGCAAAAAAUAAAGUUACAAUGUGCAAGUGAUGCUGUCCACACGGGGCCUGGAGUCAGGACCGGCCUAAGGCCGAUCGCUCCGGAUUCAACCCCGCGCCUAGCAGCGGCCCCGCAAUUUACAUUAAUCAUAUCACUAUCAGUCAUGGCUCAUAGAUGCUUUUAAAGAUGAAGGACCAAAAGGGUUAACAUAUUUCGUCUAACGUACGAUUGAUGUAAAUUUAAUGAACUCACUGGCGCAAAUUGCAUUUGAGUUGCUUCCUAUGCCUGUUUUAUAACAUAUGCUGAUAUUAAUAGUAAUAGUUUUUAUUGUAAAAAAAAAUUGAAGAGAACUUCGCGAGUAUCCAUUUAAUUGGGCCCCUCAAUUCGUAAGGCCGGACCUGCAUCGAGUGUUGCGCCUGUAACUACCGUCUAGCUCUCGAAUUACCGGUUUUUGUGUUAAAAGACCAUGCCCGUCGUCAAGAUUUAUUAGAUUAGAGCAGUUUACAAUAGAACGUCUUACUGUAAAAGGAGCGGUGGCUGAGUGGUGAAGCGCUUGGCGUCCGAACCGAGGGGUCACGGGUUGAAAUCCUGGUCAAAAAUUGGAUUAUUUAAAUUCGGGAUCUUUGUGGAUACCUGACACUAGUUGGGAAAAAAUGAAGGCAGUUGGUCGUUGUGUUGGGUACAUGGCACCCUCGUUAGCCGUUUGGCCACAGAAACAGUUGACCUUCCACUUCUAGUGUAUCAGGUGAAGUCUUAUUGAAAGUUGUACAAUCAACAGUGGAAUGUGAAUGAAUAAAAAUUAGCUCUUUGUCAGUAGAGCCCAGUUGAAACAUAAGAAGAACAUUAACUUAUCUGCCCCUUAGAUCGUAAGCUCUGAAAGGGAAACUAUACUGUUACAGUCGGCAAGACUUGUUGGCUUCGAGCAGGGGUUCUCAAACCUGUGAGUCGCGACCCCCUAGGGGGUCGAAUGACGAUUUGCCAGGGGUCGCCUAAGACCAUCGAAAAAAUGGAUUGUUUUUGUCUAUUCUUCUAUUGCAAUGUGUGUGUGCGGAGGGGGGUCGAGGCAGAGUGGGGGAUUGUAAAAAGAGGUUGAGAACCGCUGGCUUAGAGGCACCUUACAAUAGAGCGGCCGUAAUGUACAAGUUGGCAUCACUAAAAAGUUGAAAUGGAAUUCGCAUGACACAAUCAAGGAUGUUUUAUGAGGUUUGAGAAAUUACAAGUCUCUCUUCAAAAUAAACAUUGCGACAGUUCGUUACGAUGCGUAGGGUGUGUCUAUGUUGUGGCGGCUUUGCGGCAGAAAUUCAACACAAUACCGAGGCUAUCAAAUAGUUCGAUAGUGAAUUAGGAAGCUGAAUAAAAGUCAAGAGAUAAUUUGUAGGACUAUUUUUCAUCUGAUCUUAUAGAUUACAGAUGUUAGUUCAAAAAAAAAAAAAUUACUUCCUACACAUUUCAUGUGUUAAUCUAGUCAUGCUUGUUAAUAAAUGACUUAAACUCUGCUAAGUUGUUGAUUUUCCUGGCUGAUUCAGGCAACGCAUUCCAUUCUCUAAUGUCACUAGAGAAGAAGGAGCACUUGUACGAAUUGGUUCUAAUGUAUUGUAAUGUAUUUUUUUAUUAUUAAUAAUAAUAGAAUUCUUUAUUGUCCAUAUGGAAAUUUGUCUUACAAUUUGUGCAUUACACCAAACAAAACAUUAUAACAAUAAAAAUAAAAAGUACAUUCACACCAGACUCACUCAUAUGUGAAAAGUAUAUAUCAGAUUGUUUCUAUUUAAUGAUUUUAUUGCCAGGGGAACAAAUGAGUGUUUGUGUCUGUUUGUCUUUGCUAUCGGAGUCUUGUAUCACUUUAGUGAUGGUAAAAUUAAACAAUCCUGACCCAA
This is a messenger RNA of Biomphalaria glabrata, 4462 nucleotides long. RefSeq names its product NXPE family member 4-like. Bases 299 to 2245 code for a protein of 648 amino acids. The transcript is spliced from 14 exons. NCBI's taxonomy places the organism in Eukaryota, Metazoa, Mollusca, Gastropoda, Planorbidae. The record is from RefSeq and is a predicted model, not a curated record.